GUAUAUAUGGAGCAGCGGUUCUGACCGAGACACCACGACACUCCACCAAAGACUUACUGAGAUUGAGAACCUGACACACAAAAAUGUCUAAAGAACAAAAGUUAAGGCUCCGUGGACAUGGUGGAAAUGAUGAAGACUCUGAUAGACCCGAUAACAGACAUUUCCACCGUGGAGAUGAGGAAAGUGAUGAAGAGAACUCUGACAUAAAUGAAUUCGACGAGGCUACCAUAAAAAAGUCAAGAGCGCAAGAUACAUCAGCUGCUGUUUCAAGCGACAUCAUAAACGUGAUUGAGACGUAUUGCGUAGCGAGUGAAAACAAACCAGGAAAGAGGAUUCCCAAUAUUGGAUACAUGGGAGUGCAAGAUACAUCAGCUAUUGUUUCAAGCGAAAUCAUAAACAUGAAUGGCAUACCAGUGACUGUCAAUAUAGAAGGCAGUUAUGCUAAAGAAGGCUCUUAUGCCAAAACAGGAAUGAUGAUUCCCCAGUUUGGAUACUUUGCAGAAAGAGGAUUUGGACGAGUUAGUGCUGAAUGCAGUCUAUUUGCAGCAGAGGCAGAAGCCAAAGGUCCAAAUUCCUCAUAUAGUACUGCAGCCAGUCCGGAUGGAGUCGAAGCAAUGGCUCGAGUUGAACUCGCCAGUGCAUCAGUUAAAGCCGGUCCACUUGGUCUGAAAGUGGGAGUUGGAUUUGACACGGGUGCAUCUGCUGGUGUGGACGGGGUGGAGGCCAAAGUCCUGGGAACUGGAUUCACAAUUGGUUCAAAAAAUAGUAUAUCUGUUCUGGGUUCAGAAGCUUCAUGUUCAGUCAUGUAGUCACAGAGGUAUUCAUUAAUAAUUUGUAAUAAUUUGUGUAACACUUUACUACCAAACCAUGAAGACAAGCAUUUUUUUUUUUUUUUUUUUCAUUUUUUAAAUUUUUAACCAGUUUUAAUGCUGAAUUAGAAUUGUUAUUGAGUUAUAAAUACACAAAAUUAUACUUUUAAAUAAUAAUAAUAAUAAUAAUAAUAUGAAAUUAUAUAUAUAUAUAUAUAUAUUUUAGAUUUUAUAAUUCUACAAAUGUUAUGUUAGUGCGUAUAUAGCCUAGUGCUUAACAAAUGUAUUUGACCACCACCCAAUGCAAGGUUUGUACCACAGCUGUCCUAAACUAACAGUAUUGGUGACAGGGACGAUUCUAGGAUUUUCAUUUUAGGGGGGCUGAGCCCCCAAUGAGGGUAUAAUAAUAAAAAAAAUUAAAAAAAUAUUUACAAAAGAAUUGAUUGAAAAUUUGUUCAAAAAAUUGUAUAACCGUACUACAUAAAUUCAAUUCAAACUAUUUUUUUUUUUUUUUUUUUUAAUUAAUACAAAACACACACACAAUGUUUCAAUCUCUGUCAAUCACUCUGAUAUGCAAUUAAAAUAAGUGCACUGACUGAGUACUGUCGGUCACUGUCUUUAAUCAUUUCUAUGCAUAACUGUAUGGUAGUUAAUGCCACAUGCACUGUAAUAUUAUGUUCUAUAUUGAAAGCUAAAUUUUCAAAUGAAAAUAGCAAUAACGUGAUCGUUUUAUAAAGCGUUCAUAUGUGUUAAGGGCUUUAGCUGAAGGAAACAGCUGUGGUGUGAUCAAUGGUGAAUGCAGCGAAAACUUUACAGUAGAUUGGAAACCGAUUGCUCUCCCAUGACUUUUUGUAAACUGUAUUUAUGACAAAGAACUGCAUAGAUGUAGAUAUUAUAACAAUCUUUAUCGAUAAACACCUCCUUGUCUUCUCCUCUGCGCCACCGCAGUCUGUGGAUUAAAGAACGCGCAGAAAGAUGCGGAGGAGCCGAAGUCUGCUGCCGUUUUCAUUUGAAAUUAUAAGGGAAAGAACCGCAAGAUUUUUAGGGGGGCUGAGCAGAAAUUUAGGGGUGCUAAAGCCCCCCUAAAAUGGCCUAGCGAAGCCCAUGAUUGGUGAUUACCAAAAUAUUUUUUUAUGUUUAUGUGUAUGUGUAUUAUUUGCUAAAUAAAAUGCAUUUUUUCGAUUACUUUUAGAUUUUUAGAUAGAUAGAUAGAUAGAUAGAUACAAUUUUGAUGCAAUAAAUAUGGUAUAAUUUAACAAUGUUCAUCCCUCUAAAACAGAAAAAAAAAACAUCUUUCACAAACACGUCUGUCUCUAUUAAAGUGUUUAGUGUAUAUAAUGAGUUGUAUUUGUAGGGGUUAUUAUAGUAUAAUCACUCAUUUUCAAACCCUGGUUACAGUCUCUUGUCGCCAUCUAACAGAUCGCUUCUGAAUACUAAAUAGGCUACUAUUAUUAAUUAGGCUAUUACUAUAAUUUAUAUAAAAAUAUUAUUUAUAGAAUAAUAAUAGAAUAGAAUAGAAUAAUUUAUAGAAUAAUAAUACUUAAUAAACAACAACAGCCAUCAUGAAAUUUGCUAAACAAUUCAGUCAAAAGCACAUAACUGAACAUAAUUGAAUGCAUGACGCUAACUAAGCAUAUUACAUACAUGUACGUAUAUUACUGCCAAAUGGACAUUACUUUGUGGCUGAUAACAAUACUAUUGUAAAACAAACUGUAAAGCUGCUUGGAAACAAUGUGUAUUGUGAAAUAAACCUGAACGGAAUCAAAUGUUUAUUGCUUUUCUCUUAUAACUGUUAUAAUGUGUUUAUAGGACUUUCUGGAGACAAUCAGAGCCGGUUCUAGACAUUUGGAGGCUCUAGACAAAAUUCAUGUUUGAGGUCCCCCACUCCCAAUA
Messenger RNA from Onychostoma macrolepis, 2702 nucleotides. RefSeq lists its product as uncharacterized. The record is from RefSeq and is a predicted model, not a curated record. Bases 84 to 809 code for a protein of 241 amino acids. The transcript has 3 exons. NCBI's taxonomy places the organism in Eukaryota, Metazoa, Chordata, Actinopteri, Cypriniformes, Cyprinidae.